UGGGAGAUUUGGAUAUUUUGUUAUUUACUUGAUCGUUUUCGUUAUCUUCUUUCUGAGCUAAGAGCCACUAUGCUGGCCGUUUCAAUGGCGCUGCUUCACCACUGUUCCACACCUCUAGCACGUGCGGUCAGCACUCCAGCACGUGAUCGUGCACGUGCUUGCUCCACGGUGGCCAUGGCCAUGGCCACUGCACCUCGCAAAUCGCAGCCGCAGCAGCAGGUUCUUCUUGGCAUGUCCGAGAACGACCUCCAACAACUUGCUCUCAACUUGGGUCAGCAAAGCUUUAGGGGGAAGCAGCUUUAUCAUCUUAUAUACAAGAGGAAGGUCAGAGAAAUUCAGGAGUUCAUUCAGUUGCCUCAGGCAUUUAGGAAUGAACUUGAGGAAGCUGGAUGGAAGGUAGGGCGGUCUCCAACUUUUCAAACAGUUACAGCAGCUGAUGGGACUGUUAAGUUGUUGCUGAAGUUGGAAGACAACAGAUUGGUUGAAACCGUUGGUAUUCCAGUUGACGAGGAUAAAGGUUCAGUUCGCCUCACAGCAUGUGUUUCAUCACAGGUUGGUUGUCCAUUACGUUGCUCUUUCUGUGCCACUGGCAAAGGAGGUUUUUCAAGGAAUCUUCGCAGCCAUGAAAUCGUCGAGCAGGUAAUGGCAAUUGAGGAGGUCUUCAACCGCAGGGUGACAAAUGUUGUGUUUAUGGGAAUGGGUGAACCAAUGUUAAAUCUGAAGGCAGUCCUUGAAGCUCACCAUUGCUUGAAUAAGGAUAUCCAAAUUGGGCAAAGAAUGAUGACCAUCUCCACUGUGGGUGUUCCAAAUACAUUAAAGAAGCUGGCUUCUCACAAACUUCAAUCUACAUUAGCUGUGAGCCUGCACGCUCCUAACCAGAAACUUAGGGAGAAAAUUGUUCCUAGCGCAAAAUCGUAUCCAUUGAAUGCACUUAUGAAAGAUUGUCGGGAAUACUACCGUGAAACAAAUAGGCGGGUUUCCUUUGAAUAUGCACUUUUAGCUGGAGUCAAUGACUCGGUAGAUAAUGCGAUAGAACUUGCCAAACUACUCCAUGAAUGGGGGCCUGGUUAUCAUGUGAACUUGAUACCUUUCAAUCCGGUAGAAGGCUCUGAGUACCGCCGUCCUUACAAGAAAGCAGUGCAAGCAUUCGCGUCUGCUUUGGAGUCCAAUAAAAUAACUGUUAGCGUACGUCAAACCAGAGGACUUGACGCAAAUGCAGCGUGUGGUCAGUUGCGAAACAAUUUCCAGAAAAAUCCUUUGGUUACCGACGCCGAAAAUCUGGAAACAGAACUCCCAAACAUGGAGCUUGCGAUAGCUAGUUGAUUUCACAACGCUCUUAGCAGUUAUAUUUUCAACACUUUUGCCUCGGUAAAUCGCUAUAUGCCGUGACACAAACAAGUUCUUUUAUGAUGAGAGACAGAGAGGUGUGAUGAACAAGGUAUGAACAGAAGAUUAGCAGAGUCUGUAUUGCUAAUAAUGAAGUCAUAGAGGAGUUUGCUAUGUUGCAUCAUUUGAAAAUGUGUCAACUUUCUUUAUAUGAUCACAUGAUGCUGAUACACAAUGAGAAAUGUGGACACACAUCUAUGCAAUCAUGGUAUCCAUUUUUCAUCUACAACAACUAAAGGUUUAGGCACAAAAGGUAGUGUGAUUAGGAGAUAAUUGUGAUGUUGUUAGUGAGAGAUUUUUUUCCCCCCAUCUAUGUCUUUUCUUUUUCUUCCCUCAAUUCUUUGGUUGAUAUAUAUAUAGAUAGCAGCAAUUGGUCCAUUGUAAAAAUUUUAGACUGAUGUUAAAGUCCCAUUUUGAACCUAA
Arachis duranensis is the source of this 1809-nucleotide messenger RNA. RefSeq lists its product as uncharacterized. Lineage: Eukaryota; Viridiplantae; Streptophyta; Magnoliopsida; Fabales; Fabaceae. Gene Ontology annotation, molecular function: RNA methyltransferase activity; iron-sulfur cluster binding. The transcript has 10 exons. The coding region runs from base 70 to 1323 and encodes 417 amino acids. Gene Ontology annotation, biological process: rRNA base methylation; tRNA methylation. The record is from RefSeq and is a predicted model, not a curated record.